Malania oleifera is the source of this 2253-nucleotide messenger RNA. Its product is annotated as DEAD-box ATP-dependent RNA helicase 17. Gene Ontology annotation, cellular component: nucleus. Gene Ontology annotation, molecular function: nucleic acid binding; RNA helicase activity; ATP binding. Lineage: Eukaryota; Viridiplantae; Streptophyta; Magnoliopsida; Santalales; Ximeniaceae. The transcript is spliced from 10 exons. The coding region runs from base 62 to 1840 and encodes 592 amino acids. Gene Ontology annotation, biological process: ribosome biogenesis. The record is from RefSeq and is a predicted model, not a curated record.
AAGGAACGCGGACAACUCGUGCCAGUGACUGUGAGUAGCAGCAGAGAAUCACUGAAGAGAGAUGAAGAGGACGAAGAAGAUGGUCGAGAAAGAGAACGAAAAGAUGGAGACGGCGAACGAAAUCUUUGCGACUUGUUCGUUUUCGAGUCUUGGCCUCCAUUCCACCUUGUGCGAUCAGCUCCGAGAAAGGAUGGGUUUCGAAGUUCCAACCCUGGUGCAGGCUCAAGCUAUUCCUGUCAUUCUCUCAGGGCGUCACGUACUUGUUAAUGCUGCUACGGGCACUGGCAAAACUGUAACAUAUUUGGCUCCAAUUAUUCAUCACUUGCAGAGUUGUGAUCCUCGAAUAGAGCGGUCUGAUGGAACAUUUGCGUUGGUUCUUGUACCAACACAUGAGUUAUGCAUGCAGAUAUAUGAAAUCCUACAAAAGUUGCUGCAUCGUUUUCAUUGGAUUGUACCGGGCUAUGUAAUGGGUGGUGAAAAUCGGUCAAAAGAGAAAGCCAGGCUGCGCAAAGGGUCCUUUUCAGGCAUAUCCAUUCUUGUAGCCACUCCUGGCCGUCUUUUGGAUCACUUAAAGAAUACAUCAUCUUUCUUGCAUGGGAAUUUACGCUGGAUAAUCUUUGAUGAAGCAGAUAGGAUUUUGGAGCUAGGAUUUGGUAAAGAAAUAGAGGAAAUACUAGAUCUUUUGGGUUCAAGGCAAAGCAGAUAUAUUAGCAAGGAAAAUGUGGUUUCAAGGUUUUCUGAAUUUCAGAGGCAGAAUUUGCUAUUAUCAGCUACCUUGAAUGAAAAAGUAAAUCAUCUUGCUAAGAUUAGCUUAGAAAACCCAGUUAUGAUUGGUCUUGCUGACAAGAAAAUGCAACCAAGUCUGUCUCAUGAAUAUUUUGAAGAUGAUGAAUUGAGACAUUCUUGUGAAAUUAGAAGCUCUUCAAUCAGCAAUUACAAACUUCCGGCUCAAUUAGUUCAGAGAUAUGUGAAAGUAUGCUGUGGUUCAAGACUUGUGGUACUUAUGUCCAUUUUGAAGAAUCUUUUCGAGAAAGAAGCUUCCCAGAAGAUUGUGGUAUUCUUCUCAACAUGUGAUGCAGUAGAUUUUCAUUAUUCACUGUUAAGUGAAUUCCAGUGGCCACCUGUUUCACAACCAGAACUAGAACAUAAACAGAUGUUUGUAAGAUGUAAAACUUUGCGGUUACAUGGAAAUAUGAUGCAUGAGGAUCGGAGAAGCACUUUUCAGGCCUUUAACACCGAAAAAUCAGCUAUUCUUUUGUCUACAGAUGUUGCCGCUAGAGGCUUGGACUUCCCAAAAGUUCGAUGUAUCAUACAAUAUGAUUCUCCUGGGGAGGCUACUGAAUAUGUGCAUAGGGUUGGAAGAACUGCUCGGUUGGGUGAAAGGGGUGAUUCAUUGUUAUUUCUACAACCAGUUGAAAUGGAUUAUUUGCGAGAGCUAGAGAAACAUGGUGUAGUGCUAGAAGAGUAUCCCAUCCUCAAAGUGUUGGAUUCUUUUCCAUUAUAUGAUCUGAAGCAGCGUGUCAAGAAGUUCGUUUCAUUGGAAAUGCAUCCCUGGGUGCUAUCGGUGCAGAAGGCACUGGAAUCCUUUAUCUCAGCAGAGCCAAGGAUGAAGAAGCUGGCAAAGGGUGCCUUCUGCUCUUGGGUCCGUGCAUACACAGCACAUCGUGGUGAGCUGAAAAGGAUUUUUAUGGUGAAGAAACUUCACUUGGGCCAUGUGGCAAAGAGUUUUGCCUUGAAAGAACAACCCUCGUUGGUUGGAAAAUCAUUCCAGGUGCAAAUAAAGAAGAGGAAGAGAGAGCAAAAACAGAAAGGUCUAUCCAAAAAGAGGAAGAAAGUUUAGGUAAAGUAUGGAAGCAAAACUGAAGGGUGCUAAUUAUAUAAUCAUUUUGAUUGCCAACUGGGAGCGAUGCAGAUGCCAAGGGGAAUUGGGCUGUGCUACAAAUCAUGGCAUUUUAUAGCAAGAUCGGCAGACUCUGCAGGCUUUUCUCGUAUUCCUAUUUCAUCGACUGCAGUUGUUCAAGUAAAUUUCUGCCAGUUCGGAACAGCUCGUUUGGGCGUUGGCAUGGUUCGUAUGCAUUGGUCUGAUGUGUGGGAUUUUUGCACAUAGGCCAUUUGUGUGUAUUCUGAGCUGUGGAAUUCUGUGAAUCUUUUUUUGUUGAUUAAUCAAGAUUGUGUAAUUUGAUGUUGGUGUUUAAAAUUUUAUUGCGGAUUUGUUAGUAAUUAUUGUAAUUCCAAGGCAUUUUCCAAAUCUAA